Striga asiatica is the source of this 447-nucleotide messenger RNA. The record is from the annotation of a GenBank genome assembly. NCBI's taxonomy places the organism in Eukaryota, Viridiplantae, Streptophyta, Magnoliopsida, Lamiales, Orobanchaceae.
AUGGUGGCACCACAGCACACAGCCACCGCCCGUCGCCUCCGACCACACCCAGCGCCGCCCCGCCAUUGCCGGAUCCCGCCUCGCCCUUGCCAGAUCUUCACAGCGCCACCAUCAUCGGCCACUUUGAUCUCAACAACCACGUCCGAUGGAGAGCUCGUCGGCGACCAUGACGACAGUGGCCGCACUCCGCUGCAACUGGCGUUCAUCGCGACGGUGGAGAACGGACGGCGACCGGCAAAGCUUCACCAGCGGCCGCAGGAUGAGCGUCGGAAGGGCUGGUGGAAGUCAACGGCGGCAGGAAGAGGGGCAUGUGCGAGGCGCAGCGGCGCGGCCAUAUCGUCGGCGGUGGAAGGGCUGGUGGGAGCGGACGACGGCUGGCUGGGCGUGUGUAGAGGCGUAGCGGCGGUGGUGGAGGGACACGACGGUCGUUUUGUGCGAGCUCAAUGA